ACAUAUAUUCUUACACCAGGGCAUUGCCCAUCUCUUUCUUCCUAUUUAUAUAUUCUCUCUCUUUCUCACACACCUUCUCUGCUGCAAUUUUCUUUUUUUAUUUAAUUAAGAGGAGUGGAAUAACCAAAGAAAAGAUAAAAAAAUUAACAGAUAGAGAGGAACAGAGAUAAAAGCCUCUCUUGUAGACAGAGACAGAGAGAAAGAGAGAGCAUGAACACCUCCUCCUCUGUUUCCAUUUCCACAAUCCUUCUUCUUAGAUCUUAGUUUUUCAUCUGGUCCUCUCUGAAAUGGAAUUCUGGGUUUAGUUCUGAUUGGUUUCAGAAGCAUCAGAUGAUCCCAGAUUGGAUUUGACAAACACCCACUUUGGUUUUUUGAUUGGGCACCAAUCAGAUUCUGUCUUUGUUAUCAUAUAAGAAAAAGAUGGAAUCAGAUCUUGGUAAGCUAUUCAUUGGUGGGAUUUCUUGGGACACUGAUGAGGAACGUCUGAAGGAGUACUUCAGCAAGUAUGGGGAAGUGGUGGAGGCGGUGAUCAUGCGAGAUAGAACUACGGGCCGUGCCCGUGGCUUUGGAUUCGUGGUCUUCACGGAUCCUGCUGUUGCGGAGAGGGUCAUUAUGGAUAAGCACAUGAUUGAUGGACGCACGGUUGAAGCAAAGAAGGCUGUUCCAAGGGAUGAUCAGCACAUUUUGAAUAGGAAUGCUAGUAGUAUUCAUGGUUCUCCAGGUCCUGGACACACCAAAAAGAUUUUUGUUGGAGGUCUAGCUUCUACAGUUACAGACAGUGACUUUAAGAAGUACUUUGAGCAGUUUGGCAAUAUCACUGAUGUUGUUGUGAUGUAUGAUCACAACACACAGAGGCCAAGAGGCUUUGGCUUCAUCACUUAUGAUUCAGAGGAUGCCGUUGACAGAGUUUUGCAUAAAACAUUUCAUGAACUUAAUGGUAAAAUGGUUGAGGUCAAGAGGGCAGUCCCAAAGGAGCUAUCCCCAGGGCCUAGUCGGAGCCCUCUGAUAGGAUAUAACUAUGGUUUGAGUAGGACCAACAACUUCCUUAAUGCAUAUGCUCAGGGAUAUAAUAUGAGCUCAGUUAGAGGUUUUGGAAUGAGGAUGGAUAGUAGGUUUAGUCCUCUUGCCAGUGGUCGGAGUGGAUUUCCUACAUUUGGUACUACUGGUUAUGGAAUGGGUAUCAAUUUAGAGCCAGGGUUGAGCCCAAGCUAUGGUGGGGCUGCUAACUUUGGCAAUAGUCCAGGCUAUGGGCGGAUUUUAAGUCCCUAUUACAAUGGGAAUUCAAGCAGGUAUAGUACUCCAAUAGGUUAUGGUGUGGGAAAUGCAAGGAAUGAUUCUGUUCUAAGCCCAACUAGACGUAAUGUCUGGGGAAAUGGGAGUCCUAAUACUGCUGCUAAUCCUCCCAGCCCUGGUGCUUUCUUGGGUUCUGGAAGUGGAAAUUUUGGAGUUUCAUUUGGGAAUAGUGGAGCCAACUGGGGCCCUUCUCAUGUUUCAGCUCAAGGUGGUGGAAGUGCUUCUGGUUAUACUAGUGGGAGCAUGGGCUAUGGGAGUGCUGGUGAUAGCAGCUAUGGGUUGGGAGGAGGAGGGUAUGGAAGGAACAGCAGUACUGGUGCAGCACCAAAUUCAUCAUUUGCUGGGUCAACUGGUGUUUAUGAAGGGGCCUAUGGGGACUUGUACCGUGGUGGUUCAGUUUAUGGGGAUUCAACUUGGCGGCCUGGCACUCCUGAGCUAGAUGGUGCUGGUUCAUUUGGUUAUGGACUUGGCAAUAUAGCUUCAGAUGUUACUACUAAAAGUUCUGAUGGUUAUAUUGGCAGUUAUGGAGUUACAAGUAGACAAUCUAAUAGAGGAAUUGCUACCUAGGAGAUCUGUUACUGGACGUCACAAGAUAAUUUUUAGGUGAAGGGAAUCUGGAUAAACAGGUGAAGGGACAGAAUUUCAAACAUCUCUCUCCUGAAUAUAUUCAGCUUAUAAGGAAAUUGAUCUUAGUGCUAACGAGGGUUCUUGAUUUGAAUUAUACACAAUCAGAGUGAAAGCAGUUACGAGGAUUUUGUGUAAGGUUUGAGAUUUGAAUUUCAUUUUUUUCUUUCUUUACUUCUUUUAAUUAGUGAAAAGCAUAGGUUCCUUUCUUGGCAUUUGAGUGAGGUGUAAAAUCAGAUUGCGGGAUAUAUACUCAGGAAGAUUGGUUCCCAUAGAUAUGUUGUGCAUCUUCAGCGAAGCACGCCAGUGAUAUUACACUUAAAAUGGGGUAUUAAAAUUCUCUUCUUUUUUUUUUUUUUUUGUUUUUGAGUAAUGUCUGGAGUUUAUUUGGGAUUUGUCUGUCUACCGAGAUUGUAUGCAAGGUUCUGUUUGAUCUAUCAGUGUGAAACAUUACAAGGGAUUCUCUUUCAUGUUCCCCUGCAAAUAAGUUACAAAUAUCCUGAUUCAUUUUUUUCCACAGUGUAUUACACUCGAAGAAUGUUAGACUUCAUUUCUGAU
This is a messenger RNA of Manihot esculenta (cassava), 2475 nucleotides long. Its product is annotated as heterogeneous nuclear ribonucleoprotein 1. Gene Ontology annotation, molecular function: RNA binding. The transcript is spliced from 5 exons. Lineage: Eukaryota; Viridiplantae; Streptophyta; Magnoliopsida; Malpighiales; Euphorbiaceae. The record is from RefSeq and is a predicted model, not a curated record. The coding region runs from base 421 to 1860 and encodes 479 amino acids.